AUGAUUGGGCUCAGCAAAUGCCGCGCCGCUACAGUCGCCAGGUCGUCCGACCGCGCCCCCUUCAGCACGGCUGGGGUCGCCUUCGAAACGGCAGUCCCUCACGCUUUCAGCAAGAUCGCUCUCCUCUCUGAUCUCAACAACACGGCCCCAGGGCUCGUCGAUUUCGAUUUCUUGCUGGCUCAACGUGUCAUGCCCAACAUCAGCGACGUUCGCGCCGCCAAAUCCGCGUUCCAGCUCUCCACCGACCUUCAGUUCGUGAAGGAGGGUGCCGAGGGGACUGUUUGCGAGGGCACGAAGGGAGGCGCGACUCCUCGGGACGCUGUCGGGGUUGGCAACCAGGCCGCUGCGCCGGGCGCUGUCCCCGUCGCUGGGCCCUUGGAGGCCCUUGGCCACUCGCUCGAAUUCUUGGGACAUGUCAUCUCGGAGUGCGGCAGGAUCGUGCCCUUGUCUCUCGAAGCUGAGAAGUCGUGGCUCGCGAUGGUCGCCGUCGCGUACUACUUUUCCGGACGACUAACCAUUUGCUCUCCGAUCUAUCAUUGGCAAUUCUACCUCUCUCGCCGUCUCCCCAACUUCGUCGUAUCACUCGAAGCGUUCAAGACUAUCGUGCACGGCAGGCACUUUGACCUCUAG
This is a messenger RNA of Epithele typhae, 630 nucleotides long. RefSeq lists its product as uncharacterized. The record is from RefSeq and is a predicted model, not a curated record. NCBI's taxonomy places the organism in Eukaryota, Fungi, Basidiomycota, Agaricomycetes, Polyporales, Epitheliaceae. The transcript is spliced from 5 exons. The coding region runs from base 1 to 630 and encodes 209 amino acids.